AUGCACUCUUCCACUCUGGGUGGUGCACGGCUGCCGCAUGCCCAGCUCCCUCAUGCUCAGCUCCCCGGUCCCGCCAUGAUGACUGGGCCACGGGGUGGUCGGGGCAAAAAGCUCACACCGCAGGAAGAUGCAAUUCUUCGUGAAAUAUGUCAUGCCCGCAAAGGGAGUGCAAAUUAUUCUUCAUUCACCAAGGCUUUUUGGCGUCAGGUGUCUUCUGAAUUCCAUGCACGAACCGGUCGCUCGUAUUCGUGGCAGUCCUGCCGCCGCCGCAUGCUCUCGUGGGAGGCUAGUAACCAAACUCUAGAGUCGCCGGCACCUUCAUCUCCUGUGCCUCCAUCCUCACUGGGUGGGUUCUACCAAAACAUCCCUGAAGGCUCUUCUGCAAGUAACCGAGACGUGCUGCAAAAACAUGGUGGUGUGACCAGUAUGAAUGAAUCUGACGGCGAAGAUGACGAUCUUCCUCCGGCUCCUAUUUACCGUUCCGCUAUUCACUACAGUACCAAUCAUGAACUUCAAGUGGAUAUGCUUCGUGGCGAUGUCGUCGCCAUGGUGAACAACGGAGUUGUGGCGAUGGAAUCCCAGAUGCGCUGCUUCGCCACUGCGAUUGCCGACGAUCCAGAUGACCUUGAUUCUAUUGUGAAAACUUUCGAUUGCUUCAAGCUUACUAUGAAAUCUGUCCUGGAAAAGUACAAGCAUGCCCUAGAUGAGGACAGCGCACAGUGA
Molecule: messenger RNA, 723 nt
Organism: Penicillium macrosclerotiorum
Lineage: Eukaryota; Fungi; Ascomycota; Eurotiomycetes; Eurotiales; Aspergillaceae
Exons: 1
Coding region: 1-723 (240 amino acids)
Source: RefSeq, a predicted model, not a curated record